This is a messenger RNA of Geodia barretti, 511 nucleotides long. The record is from the annotation of a GenBank genome assembly. Lineage: Eukaryota; Metazoa; Porifera; Demospongiae; Tetractinellida; Geodiidae.
ACAUGGGAAGAGACCCAAGUUGGAUCGCAAAACUAUCAGACUUGCGAGUUUAACGAAAAGCUAGAAUAUGAUCCACCUGGGUUUGCCAGUAGAUACUGCAAGAGCCCCUACGAAUGGAUGGAGUACAUGCCAGGAAAUUGCAUAUCUGAGACCACUUACCAACUCUCCACCCUUGCAGAGCUAACGGUGACGGCAGACACAGCUUCAGGUUUGGUACAGAACAUAUCGACUGUCCUGAGCAGUGCUAACGAGGAGGACCAGACACCAGAUAACCUUGUGCGUGUCACUGGGGUGCUGGAGGGCGUGGUCGGACUGAUCAAUAAUGGAACCUUUGACAUCGAUGAAAAUGUAAGAUGGGACUAAACUAAAUUAGUCAGGUAUCAGAGCGUCGGUAGACGCUCUGCUACAUAGGGAUGACACGAGUGAAAUCUCACGUGAUCCACGUACAAAACUCAGCGACAAUGACUCACCAUGGCUUCAAAAUCACUAGCAAUAGUCUAGAGGCCAAUAC